Messenger RNA from Spathaspora passalidarum NRRL Y-27907, 591 nucleotides. RefSeq lists its product as uncharacterized. The coding region runs from base 106 to 534 and encodes 142 amino acids. Lineage: Eukaryota; Fungi; Ascomycota; Pichiomycetes; Serinales; Debaryomycetaceae. The record is from RefSeq and is a predicted model, not a curated record. The transcript has a single exon.
ACCAGUUGUAUUACCUUGAAACCUAAUUUCAAGAAUCGUGAUCAAAGAAUUAAUUCUGAAUUUUUAAGAUUAUACGCUUUUGAUUACAAUGCAAGAAUUAAAUCAAUGACUUUGCCCCACAAUGGGAAUCAGGAGGAACUAAUCAAGCUUGUUCAAAGUAAUCCGUCUCUUAGACAAUUCCAUUACCAAUACAAUAUCUACCGCGUAUCGUGCAUGUCAAGAGAUAAGCUUUGGAAUAGCGUGAUUUUACCACCCAGAAGUGACGAGUCGCCAACUUGGGAAAUUGAUCCUGCCGAAUACGUCUUUAGAGGUAAAGAAGAUGACGACGAUUUGAAUUAUUCCAUUAUUAGAAAAGAAGGGAAAUAUUUACCUUGGGAUUCAAUUAUGAAGCCAAGCAUCAAGCCUGCUGGUGUAUUGCCCAAGGGAAGAUGUAUAUUUAAUGGAAUGGCUCCAAAUUCUGGAGUUACCAAGACGCAGUUUACGGUUAAAGGGUGGUGUAAUUCUAGAUGGGUUGAUUGUUCCCAAGAAGAAUAGUUAAUAUUGUAAUUGGUAUGAUGUUAUAUGAGAGGGUUAUUAUUAUUAUUUAUUUUU